This is a messenger RNA of Ostrea edulis (European flat oyster), 1148 nucleotides long. RefSeq lists its product as uncharacterized. The record is from RefSeq and is a predicted model, not a curated record. NCBI's taxonomy places the organism in Eukaryota, Metazoa, Mollusca, Bivalvia, Ostreida, Ostreidae. Gene Ontology annotation, molecular function: protein binding. Bases 202 to 1086 code for a protein of 294 amino acids. The transcript is spliced from 2 exons.
UGCUGUCAUUCGUUUCUUAUCUGUCUGACAAUACAGACAGAAAGAUGUUGAUUUCAACUGUUUUAUGUCUGAUUUGCUAUGUCUAUGCAUUUGGAACAAUUAAUUCACUCCCAAAUGGAUCCAGUGAAACUUUAGAGCUAGCGGAAAGUGUGGCGAUACUGGAGGACAUGAUCGUUAAUCAACAGUUUAAUAUCCGGUACGAUGAACACCAGAAAGAUAUCGGGGAGAAAAGUAUUCAAUACUACAAGCCUUAUUCAUGAAAUGGAAAGUCGAAUGCGUGCUCUCGAGAAUAAAGUUAAUGAUCAGGAAUUAAUUAUCGCUAAACAAAAAAAUUCUAAACAGCAAAAUUAUUAUCUGAAGAAAACUGUUGGAGAUUUAAAACUUUUAUUGAUAGCAUAUGACCAGCGUUUUCAAAAAUUGGAAAGAAAAGUUGGCGAUCAGGAAAGAAUUAUUGCUGGCCUUAAGCAGAAGUUUUUUAAGAACGAUGGACAUGAUACAUAUGUGGACUCUUCUACUUACGAUUUGGAUAUUGUGAAUCGUGAACUGAAUAGCUCUAAUUAUACAACAAUGAUUGACAGGAAUAGAAACUCGAAGAAAGAAACUCCAGCCACAGGAAAUAAAGACAAUCAAAAUGGAGUACAAUGCAGACUGCUACCUAUCGUUCCAUCUACCCCAGACACAGGUAAUACCAUCGCAUUCUACGCCACCAUGUCUAAAAACACCCCAUCAAUAACAUUGCAACAUCCUCUGAGAUUUGAUGUUGUGAAGACCAAUCAAGGGAACGCCUAUCAUCCCUCAACCGGUGUUUUCAUGGUACCACAAACGGGAAUGUAUGUUUUCACUUGGACAGUAAGAAUAGAUGGCGCUAACUAUCACUCCACUGAGUUAGUGGUGAACACUGAAUCUAUGGGCAUUGUUCAUUUAAAUACUGGUGGAACAACAGCCGGUGAAGUCACUGGAAUUGUAGUUGUUCAUGUCGAUAACGGGGACGAUGUCUUUGUUAGAACUUAUGGAAACUUCAAUGGUGGCUGUGUUUUGAGUGACCAUGCCGGACGAUCAUCAUUCGCUGGAUGGAAAUUGGCAUGAAAAUGCAUUCCAAAAAGCAAUUUAUAACGACAUGUCAAUUUAAAAUAAAAACACAAUCAUUC